Molecule: messenger RNA, 786 nt
Organism: Austrofundulus limnaeus
Lineage: Eukaryota; Metazoa; Chordata; Actinopteri; Cyprinodontiformes; Rivulidae
Product: meprin A subunit beta
Exons: 5
Biological process (GO): proteolysis
Cellular component (GO): membrane
Molecular function (GO): metalloendopeptidase activity
Source: RefSeq, a predicted model, not a curated record
UWUGUUGGCCGAGAAUUCACAAAUGGGCAGAACCUCUCUAUUGGAAUAGGCUGUGAUUUGCUUGCCGUUGUUGAACAUGAGGUUCUUCAUGCUCUUGGUUUCCAACAUGAACAGUCUCGAUAUGACAAAGACGAUUAUGUGAAGAUUGUAUUAGGCAACGUUUUGAAAGGUCAUGAGUCUGAAUUUGAGACAAUUGAUAGAGAAAACAGCACCACCCAUGGAGUCCCAUAUGACUACUGGUCAGUGAUGCACUAUGGAAAAAAUGCRUUCAGCAAUGGCAAUGGCUCCACAAUCAUUACCAUAGACCCAAAAUACCAAGAUGUAAUUGGUCAAGAACUGGGAAUGAGUCCUAGAGACAUUCAGGAGUUAAAUCUUCUCUACAAAUGCAAUUCAACAGUUGCCUUUAUGUUUAACUGUGAUUUUUCUAAUGGGACGAUGUGUGAAAUGAGCCAGAAGUCUCAAAACGGMAGUCGCUGGGAAGUGGUUACACAAGUAGAUGGGGGUCCAAGCUCUGAUCACACCAGUUUACCCAGUGGGAAUGGCAAUAAUGACCAGGAAGCAGGCCACUUUGUUCAUACCAGCACUGCACUGGGUCAAGAAGGAGAUUCAGUCCAACUGGAAACAMAAAGAUUUAGCCCUAAAAGAGAAUGUAGGGUCCAGUGUCUGCAGUUCUACUAUCAUUACAGUGGAAACAACUCAGAUGAACUCAACAUUUGGAUCAGAGAGUUUGAAGAUGAACAGGACUCCAUAGGAACUCUUCAACUCAUGGAACRGAUCACUGGUUGA